This is a messenger RNA of Pelecanus crispus (Dalmatian pelican), 630 nucleotides long. The record is from RefSeq and is a predicted model, not a curated record. Lineage: Eukaryota; Metazoa; Chordata; Aves; Pelecaniformes; Pelecanidae.
AUGAAGAUUAACCAGAACACUGUGCUGCAAGGACAGAGGGUGACCCUGGUGCCAUACACUUCUGCACACGUGCCCCGGUACCAUGAGUGGAUGCAGUCAGAGGAGCUGCAGCACCUGACCGCCUCUGAACCACUCAGCCUGGAGCAGGAGUAUGAGAUGCAGCGCAGCUGGCGGGAUGACGCAGACAAGUGCACAUUCAUUGUGCUGGACACGGAGCGAUGGUCUGGGCAGGCGUGUGCGGAUGAGGACUGCAUGGUGGGGGAUGUGAAUCUCUUCCUCACUGACACUGAGGAUCCGACAUUGGGCGAGAUUGAAAUUAUGAUUGCAGAGCCCAGAUACCGAGGCAGAGGGUUUGGCAAGGAGGCAACUCUGAUGAUGAUGUCCUAUGGAGUGAGAAACCUGGGGAUCACCAAAUUUGAGGCUAAGAUUGGUCAGGAUAAUGAAGCCAGUAUCUGCAUGUUCAAAAAGCUUCAUUUUAAGGAGGUUGCUGUGAACAGCGUUUUCCAAGAGGUGACGCUGAGGCUGGAUGUCAGUGACCAGGAGAGACGAUGGCUCCUGGAACAGACAAACCACGUGGAGGAGAAGAGCUACGUUGAACUGAAGCUGCCAGCUGGGAUGCUGGAGACCUGA